Sclerotinia sclerotiorum 1980 UF-70 is the source of this 153-nucleotide messenger RNA. RefSeq lists its product with no specific name. Bases 1 to 153 code for a protein of 50 amino acids. The record is from RefSeq and is a predicted model, not a curated record. The transcript is spliced from 3 exons. NCBI's taxonomy places the organism in Eukaryota, Fungi, Ascomycota, Leotiomycetes, Helotiales, Sclerotiniaceae.
AUGAUCGAUAAGAGAUGUGCUGAUGGAACUUCAACUUGUGACAAUGGGAAUAGCAAAGCACAGACCUAUCACGCAACAGGAAAAUGGCAGUCAUUAUUGACAGUUGAAAUGGGUAUUAAGAUUCGAACACCCAUGGGCAAGUACCUCAAGUAA